GUUGGCCUCUGCCCUGUCUUGCUGGAAGGGCAGCAGAAACCCCAUGGUGAUAAGAGUGAUAAGAGUCCCCAGGCAGGCCUCCAAGAAUCCUGCAGAGUCCCCAACAAAGGGGCACAAUCCGGCCCCAAGGAAGGGCCCACGGGUUUCUAUGGAGCCCCCUUCAAACUGGUACGUAAGAGCAAGACUCACGACAGUGCGCUGGGGGCUGGCGCCAGGGCCGCCUCUGCAGAGACCCUGGCGAGCAGUGCCAGCUUCUCAGGGUCCCCCAGCAGCCUGACACGGGCGGGCGGCUGUGGCAGCCAGCGCAUGAUCGACUAUCGCCACUUCGUGCCCCAGAUGCCCUUUGUGCCUGCCGUGGCUAAGAGCAUCCCUCGGAAGAGAAUCUCCCUGAAACGCCCCAAAAAGUGCUUUCGGAACUUAUUCCACCUUCACAGAAACAAGCCCGAGAACUUGGCUGCCCUGGAAACCAAGAGUAAGGCCUUGUCCCUGCCUGGGAGCCAGAUGGACCGAACAGAGGGGCAGCGUGCAGCCUUCGUCCACCUGGGAGAGGGACCAGGGUCCGAUAGCCUUUGCCAGGACAGCGAGCUUCCCUUGGACUCCUCCUUUGACCUCUGUGGGACCCUGUGCGAGGAUGUGGCCUCCCUCAAGAGCUUUGACUCCCUCACAGGCUGUGGGGAGAUCUUUGCUGAUGAGAGCUCAGUGCCAUGCUUGGAGCUGAGUGGGGACUCCGAAUGCCCAGUCCAGGAGCCACAAUCCCUUGAAAGCAAGGUUCCCAGAGUCCCUUCCCAGGCCUGCUUGGAUCAGCUGGCAUCUCUCACCCAUAAUGAGGUGUCAGGCUUUACCAAGUUCUGGGACAGUGUGAAUCAUUCAGUGGAGCAGCAGCAUGCCCUGCUGGGCCCAUGGCUAGAGGCAUCUAAGGCCCCAAGCAGAGAGCAUCUCAAGUUGGACACAGCUGGGCUUGCCAGUCUACCUCUGUGCCCCUGUAAGACUCCUCACAGGGACUCCAAAGCCAGCUCCAUAGACACAGGCACCCCUAAGAGUGAGCAACCCGAAUCUGUCUCCACCAGUGAUGAGGGCUAUUAUGACUCCUUCUCCCCAGGUCUUGAGGAGGACAAGAAGAAGGCCCAGAGCCCAGGCACCCCUGCACCCCCUUUCCUGCAGGAUAGCUACAGCGGAGAUGCCCUCUAUGAAUUCUUCUGUGAUCCCAGUGAGGGCCCUGGCAGCCCAGGUCUGAACGACGACGAAGACGACAGCCCGGGUGUGGCUGAGAGUCUGUCCGGGCUCACAAUGGGUACACCCCUAUCCAUGUGCAGCUUCCAUACGGGGGCCGAGGAGAACCUGGCCCCAAUGCCCAGCCCCAACGUGCUUGAUCAUGGCUUCCUGCAAAGCUCCUGGAAAGGCACGGAGUGCCUGCUGAAACUCUGUGACACCGAGCUCUCCAUCACCAUGGGGAUCAUCAACUGGCUCCGUCGGGGUCCGGAGCUCCAGCCCCUACCUGUUCCAGCCCCUGGGGAUUCUGCAGCCCCAUCUUCCCCCAAGAGAGCCUCUGGUGGACCCGUGGAAAAGCGAGCAGUCGGCUCUGUGGAGGCAAGCCCCUGGCCAGAAAGCCUGGAGGGCAGAGGAAACUGGACCUCAGAUGCAGAAAGGGCCACCGUCUGCUCAGCACGCACUGGGCAGGGGCUGUGGACACGUUCAGGAACCCAAGGUCUUCCUGCCAGAGAAAGCAAGGUCUCAGGGAUGCCUAAAUGGAGAACCUGCAGCCCCUUCAGAGACCCCUCCCGGGAGCUCUUGCAGGUGUCUGAGGAAGAAGGCUUAUUCUCCUCCCUGAGGUCUGCCGUCACCGUGACAGCAGACUCUUCCAGCAAGAGCAAGGCCUCACGUCCCUCGGCCUGGAUAGGCUCCCAGAAGGAGCCCAGGCCUCCCAUGGACCUCGGGUGUCUGCCAGACCCCUGGAGGCUGGGUCUUGGGGGAAAUACACUAGAGCCAGACCCCUGCAUGAUGGGCUGUGUGGCCCAAGUGGCAGGCCAGCAUGGCCACCAGGAUAGCCAGCACUGGGCAGAGAAUCACCAGAGGCAGGAUAUAUUCAGGGGACUAUGUGGUCGACCUGUAGCCAGGAGCCCUGCCCCUCUGCAGCAGGGAGAAUCCCCUGGUAGCCCAUCCUCCCCAGGUAGUCCGCACCACGGUUCACCAGUGGCUAACCCGGGCUGGACACUAAAAUCUACAGAGAUAAUAGAAGCAAUAUGUGUGAAAGAAAACUUCUUGCUAAAUAAUAGUUGGAGGCAUCGCUCCGUCGGUGCGAACCGGUCCCCACCGUGCCCCGCGAAAAGUGAGGGUGGGCAGAUGCCCGAGCAAGUACCUCGUUUUGUCUCCAAAAGGCAACAUAGCAAACAGAUGCGGGACGGUCGAGGUGCCGACCCAGUGGCCUCCGCCGAGCCGGGGCUGCAGGAGGCGCCGGGUGCGGGGGACGACGUGCCCAGGUAA
This is a messenger RNA of Echinops telfairi (small Madagascar hedgehog), 2481 nucleotides long. It is a transcript of the gene AMER3, whose product is annotated as APC membrane recruitment protein 3. Gene Ontology annotation, molecular function: beta-catenin binding; phosphatidylinositol-4,5-bisphosphate binding. NCBI's taxonomy places the organism in Eukaryota, Metazoa, Chordata, Mammalia, Afrosoricida, Tenrecidae. The annotation marks the transcript as partial. Gene Ontology annotation, biological process: regulation of canonical Wnt signaling pathway. Gene Ontology annotation, cellular component: plasma membrane. The transcript has 3 exons. The record is from RefSeq and is a predicted model, not a curated record.